Caenorhabditis sp. 36 PRJEB53466 is the source of this 1214-nucleotide messenger RNA. Lineage: Eukaryota; Metazoa; Nematoda; Chromadorea; Rhabditida; Rhabditidae. The record is from the annotation of a GenBank genome assembly.
AUGCCAGUAACCAACCGCAGAAUUUCGUUAGGCUCGCCGAAAGACCUUCGCGAGGUCAAAUUCUUUGACGAGGAGCCGAUUCCGGACGUUCCGCUGAAAGGAGCCCGCGUCAAAGUGUGCUACGCGGGAGUGUGCCUUACCGAUCGGGAAGUGUCGAAUACCAAGCAGGCGAGAAUCACCAAUGGAAUCAAGGACACUAGUCUGUUCCCAGGUAAAUCUUAACUUAAAAGUUGCUCUACUUCCCAAAUAAAACAUCUUUAGGAUAUGAAGUGUCUGGAAUUGUGGAGUCUUUCGGAUCUGAGUGCUCUCCAGGUGACUAUGAUCUGCACAUCGGAGACAAAGUGAUUGUGUGGCCCACUGACGAGAUGUGCAGCCACGGAUACGCCGAUUACGUUGCCGUCCCAACUCUCCAUUUCCUCGUCAAAAUCCCGGAGACCCUUUCGAUGCACGUUGCUUCGAUUCUGCCAGCCGGAGCCACCUGGGCCCUAUCUGCAGUGCUUCAGGCCAGACCAAUUGUUGAGGCUUUCUCCCAAUCGAAGGGAUUCUGCAACAUUCUCAUCGUCGGAGCCGGAGGACUCGGCCUCUGGCUUCUCAAACUCGCGAAACACUUUUUGGCCGUAAACAACGACAAAAAGAUUCGUUUGAUGGUUGCAGAUGCCAAGGAGGAACGUCUUUCCCUCGCCGAGAGAAACGGAGCUGACUUCGUCGUUCAUUGGGACGAUUCCGAGUUCGAAGAAUACCUCAUCAUGCGCACCAAGGACGUCGCCCGUACUGGAGUCAACGUUGUUUUCGACUUCGUCACCUCUCCGAGAACCGUCACGCGCUCUCUGAAAUGCCUCGCGGAAGGAGGAGUCCUUUUCGUCGGAGGACUCUCCGGACUCGAUGUGCAGCUUCCGAUCAAGCACGUCGCCAAAAACAGACUUGCUAUUAUGGGAGUGACCAGGUUAACAUUCAUUUUAAGGUUGUUUGAAUCUUCUAUUCUUUACAGAGGAAGUAUCGAACAGCUCAAGAACCUUGUCAAUCUGAUUGCUGGAGGACAAAUUGACGCUCCAGACUAUAGAGUUUACCCGGUCGAUCAGGCAUCCGCUGUCCUCAAGCAAUUGUCGAUGUCUGAAGUGGAAGGUCGUGCUAUUCUGGAAGUUUGCGAUCCGUCGUCGGCUCUGGAACCUGAGCAAGCUGGAGUUCCAAUUCCACAAACCGAACAACACGAAUAA